Molecule: messenger RNA, 2473 nt
Organism: Oryzias latipes (Japanese medaka)
Lineage: Eukaryota; Metazoa; Chordata; Actinopteri; Beloniformes; Adrianichthyidae
Gene: fam131aa
Product: family with sequence similarity 131 member Aa
Source: RefSeq, a predicted model, not a curated record
AAUAUUUUUUUGACGAAUUGAAUCUUUUGCAGUAUUUUAAAAUAGAUUCUGAGUUAGCAUCGCAUUAAAUGAUAAAGGCUCUAGAUAAGAGUCCCUCUCAUUAACGUGCCAGGAUUUCACUUUGGCAGUUUUAGGCGAGGUGAGCUAAAAGUGGGUGAGAUUGAACCGAUGGGAGACAGAUGCUGCUAAUUUUAGUCAAUUUCGUGUGACUCACAUUCUAAUCCUCCUUUUUGAAGCGACUGCAGCUGUUUGCAGGUUUAGGUACAAGCUGGUGCCUUUACAUCCACCCUUACGCUUCUCUACACCUGUUUCAUCCGGUGUGGAAUAGGGAGAUGGGGGUGUUAUGAACCUUAUCACAGCUGAGUGGCAGACUGCCAGUCCAUCUCAGUGUCACUCUCACUCCUAUGGACAGUUUACAAUGACCUAGUAACCUAACGUGUUGUUUUUUUUCAUCUGUCAUCUGAGCUGUCUGUGGCGCUUAAAUCUACUGGCUUCAAAACUCCUCCCUUGGGAAUGUCUUUAACCGAGCCCAUUAUGGGUGAAGUCUUAGAUUAAUUUCCUCCUACUCCAGAAGACCUUGUGAUUCAGGUUGGAGAAGCCGUUAAAACGUUGCCCAUGUUUGGAAGCCUUUUGUUUCUUAGCUGCUUCAAGAACAAAAUCUGUUUAAGAAUAUCGGCUAACAUGAACCAAUUAGAUCCUGGGCUUUAGCUGCUGCAGCCACAGAUUAACUUGAUCCACCUGGGCACCUUGAUCAUGUGUGUUUGCUGGGUUCAUUAGGUAGUGCAAUCACAUUUAAUCUGCAGCUUUGUGGUGAACAGACCUGGCUGCAGCCACUGACCCAGGACUGGUCACAUACCAUAUGUCUGACUAGUCAGAUGGAAACUGUCGCCCUCCCUCCACCCGAGCCCUUCUAACCGUUUUUCACCGGCUUACUGUGGCUUUAGCAGCAUCUGUGCCGUAAAUAUAGGGCAUAGCUGUCAGCUCGUCUGCUUGGUGCUUUAAACCAGCAAACUCAAGCUGCGUUGUUCAGUUGGGUUUGUGUACUGCAUGGUGACAACACCUUCGCAUGUCCACAAUGAGACUGAGGACCAGGAGUAGUGAGAGGAUGGAGAGACAGGGGGAGGAAGAGGUGAAGUUUGAGGAGACUGAAAUGAUUCCCAAAUCCGGAAAAUCUCCAGCAGACUCACGGAAAAGUGUUGGCAUCCAUGAGUUUGCAGCGCUUGCCAGAUCCUCCUUGAAUGGAAUUUCUCAAGCAGUUCGGGACCAUGUGACGAAGCCCACCUCACUGGCUCAGGGCCGGGUUGCCCAUCUCAUUGAGUGGAAGGGCUGGCCCAAACCGGCAGGUCCUCCGGCGGGCGCCCAUUCGCAGCUGAGCUCCUACAGCCACCUGACUGAAGGAGAGAAAGAGGCUCGAUUUGCUGCAGGCGUGGCUGAGCAGUUCGUCAUCGCCGAGGCAAAGCUGCGUGCCUGGGCUUCUCUGGAUGAUGAAGACGAGGACGACUCAAAUGAUGAAGACUGUCACACUAACAGACAGACCUGCAGUGUGCCGAGCCAGAGCUUAGACCCUGCAGAGUCCAGUCCUAUCAGCGGGCCCACACAUCAGCCUAAGAUUCAAAAUGAUGAGCCACCAACCUUCGACUGUCCUCUGGGCUCCAGCACCAACAGUCCCACCUGCGAAAGACCUCCAACUCUCAAUGACCUGCAUUCAUCUGGCACCACCUCACCCACUUUACAGGGCAAACACACAAGCUCCUUUCUGGAGGAGGAAGAAGAAAGGCUGGAGGCUUUUGAGGAGCAGCUAGCUCCUUUGCAAGUACAACAGAACGAGAUCUGCAUCCAUAAUAAGCCAGAGUGGAGGCCCCGAGCCAGGAGCAGCAGGUUUGACUCCUGCUACUCCACCUCUCACUCUGAGUCUCCUGGAGAGGAUGAGGAAGAAGAUGAAGAAGAGGAGGGCAGUGUGUUUCAUGAGUUUCGCGUUUGGCACUGCAGCCCAAGAGGAUUCUUCUCUGACAGGGCGUCUUCAGGCGUGGCGUCGUUUGAGGAGGAAGAAGAGAUAGAUCAGGAAAAGAAGGAUGACAAAUAAAAUAUGAAGUGAUGUGUUCAUCUGUGCGUCUGCAUUGAUUCGGAUAUGACUUCAUGUGUUCAGUGUGAACUUCUUUUCUUUUCCUUCCCUUCAUUAUGUCGCCUCUUCUCGCAGCUUUCCCCUCCUCAUCCAUCAACCUUCUAUUGUUCAUUGCAGCUGUAAACAGUAUACAUGUUGGAAAGUUCAACCAGAAUGUAAAGCUGUUGUUCAAACUGAGUUUUGUACAUUCUUGUGAUCAGUCAUGUGCUGCUAUUGCAUUCAUUUUUUAUGAAUAUUUUGUAGUGUAGUUUUAUUUUCUUUCUUUUCUUUGCAGGUCAUGGUGUGUCGUGUUGGUUUUAUAUGGAAAGCCUGAGUGUCUGCCUCUAUAAAUAUGAUUUUUUUUAAAAACAA